This is a messenger RNA of Chelmon rostratus (copperband butterflyfish), 576 nucleotides long. It is a transcript of the gene cox7a1, whose product is annotated as cytochrome c oxidase subunit 7A2, mitochondrial. The record is from RefSeq and is a predicted model, not a curated record. Lineage: Eukaryota; Metazoa; Chordata; Actinopteri; Chaetodontiformes; Chaetodontidae. Gene Ontology annotation, biological process: mitochondrial electron transport, cytochrome c to oxygen; regulation of oxidative phosphorylation; mitochondrial respirasome assembly. The transcript is spliced from 4 exons. Bases 164 to 409 code for a protein of 81 amino acids.
AGACAGUUUGGCCUCUACAGCAGAUCGUAGUUUGGCAGAGAUUCAGAAACACUGAUACUGUGUGUGUGUGUGUGUGUGUGUGUGUGUGUGUGUGUGUGUGUGUGUGUGUGUGUGUGUGUUUCCUCGUUGGCUGAAGUGAGACGCAGCAGCUCGACACGCAGACAUGAACCACCUGCUGAAAGUUCCAGUUCUGGCCAGGCGUGCCUUCAGCAGCUCUGCCAGACAGCUGAGGAACAAAGUCCCCGAGGCCCAGAAGUUGUUCCAGGAGGACAACGGGUUGCCGGUCCACAUCAAGGGAGGAACCGGUGACGUCCUGCUCUACCGGGCAACCAUGACAUUAAGUCUGGCAGGAACCUGCUACUCUGUGUACUGGAUGCUGUUCGCCGCGAUGCCUCAGAAGAAAGCGUAGAGAGGGAACGACGCCAGGCUCAGUCUAACGCAUGGAGAACGACGCUCUGCUCCAUCCAACGCUAAUGCUUGUUGUGUGAAUUGUAUUAGAUUUCUAUCGCGAGCUGUCACACUUUCACUUCGGCAAGUAAAAGUAAAAUUGCUCAAAUAAAGGUUUGUUUGAUGUUA